CGAGGCCACACGUCAGCCCGCGAAUCUCCGACCCGCUCCCCCUCCCGCCGCCCCCCGGCUGGUCCCCUCGUCUGCAUCCGGGUCCGGAGCCUUCCCGCAGCGGGCACGAUGCCGAAGAAGCAGUGACCCCCGGAGAGGCCGGAGCGCGGGCGCUGGGAACUGCUGCCAUGUCCCACCAACCACUUAGCUGCCUGACUGAAAAGGGGGACAGCCCCAGGGAAACCACAGGAAAUGGACCCCCGGGUCUAGCUCACCCAAGCCUGGACACGUUCACACCAGAGGAGCUGCUGCAGCAGAUGAAAGAGCUCCUAACUGAGAAUCAUCAGCUGAAAGAAGCCAUGAAGCUAAAUAAUCAAGCUAUGAAAGGGCGAUUUGAGGAGCUUUCAGCCUGGACAGAGAAACAGAAGGAAGAACGCCUUUUUUUUGAGAUGCAGAGCAAAGAAGCCAAAGAACGCCUAAUGGCUUUGAGUCAUGAAAAUGAAAAAUUGAAGGAAGAACUUGGAAAACUAAAGGGGAAAACAGAAAGGUCAUUUGAGGCCGCCACUGGGGACCCCAGGGUCCCCAAGGCAGAAGCAGAACAGGAAAUGGAACAGCUGAAGACCCAGGUGGCACGCCUUCAAGCUGAAAAGGCAGAUCUGCUGGGCAUUGUGUCUGAACUACAACUCAAGCUGAACGCAGGUGGCCCCUCCGAAGACUCCUUUGUUGAAAUUAGGAUGGCUGAAGGAGAAGCAGAUGUGGCAAUGAAAGAAUUCAAGACUGGUCCUAGGCGCACAACAACUGAGUCCAUUGACACGAGCAAAUCUGCAGAAGGUACCAGGAAUUACUUGGAGUUUGAGGAAUUAACUGUGAGCCAGCUCAUGCUUUGUCUGAGAGAAGGAAACCAGAAGGUGGAGAGACUUGAAAUUGCACUGAGGGAAGCCAAAGAAAGAAUUUCAGAUUUUGAAAAGAAAGCCAAUGAUCAUUCUGAAAUUGAGACCCAGACAGAGGAGAGCACAGAAACUGAGAAAGAAGAGGAGAAAAGCACAGAAACUAUUGGAAGUGAAGUGGAAACACUAAACCAACAAGUGACAACCCUGUUUAAGGAGCUUCAAGAGGCUCAUACGAAACUCAGUGAAGCUGAGCUAAUGAAGAAGAGACUUCAAGAAAAAUGCCAGGCCCUUGAAAGGAAAAAUUCUGCAACUCCGUCAGAAUUGAGUGAAAAACAAGAGCUUGUUUAUAAUAACAAAAAGUUAGAGCUACAAGUGGAAAGCAUGCGAUCAGAAAUCAAGAUGGAGCAAGCCAAAACAGAAGAUGAAAAGUCCAAAUUAGCCUGUCUACAGUUGACACACAACAGGCUUCUUCAGGAGUACAAUAAUGCAUUGAAAACAAUUGAGGAACUAAAAAGGAAGGAGUCAGAAAAAGUGGAUAAGAUGGUGCUGCUGGAACUAAAUGAAAAACUGGAACUAGCAGAAAAGGCCCUUGCUUUCAAGCAACUUCAAAUGGAUGAGAUGAAGCAGACCAUCGCCAAGCAGGAGGAGGACCUGGAAACCAUGACUAUUCUCAGGGCCCAGAUGGAGGUUUACUGUUCUGACUUUCAUGCUGAAAGAGCAGCGAGAGAGAAGAUUCAUGAAGAAAAGGAGCAGCUGGCAUUGCAGCUGGCAAUUCUGCUGAAAGAGAAUAAUGAUUUUGAAGAUGGAGGCAGUAGGCAGUCCUUGAUGGAAAUGCAGAGCCGUCAUGGGGCAAGAACAAGUGACUCCGACCAGCAGGCUUACCUUGUUCAAAGAGGAGCUGAGGAUAGAAACUGGCGGCAAGAGCAACAACAGAAUAUUCCAAUGCAUUCUUGCCCCAAAUGUGGAGAAGUUCUGCCCGACAUAGAUACCUUACAGAUUCAUGUUAUGGACUGCAUCAUUUAAGUGUUGGCGUUCACUUCCCCCAACUGUUGGUAAAUGUCAGAUUUUUUCCUCCAAGAGUUGUACUUUGGUGUUACUUGUUUUCACUCAAAUAUUUUGGCGCAUUGCUUGUUUCAGGAGAAAGAAGAUGGUUAUGUGCUAAAUGGGACAUGUUCUGUGGAUUCCUAUAAACUUACAAAAUAGAAUCCUUAACAUCCCACUCUCCUGAUCAUGAAUUCAUUUUUUUUUUUAAUGUUCAGUUUAUGUGGGCACUGAACUGUUCAUGCAGUUAAUGAGUGUGUGGCAUCAUGAGGCAGAGUAAAUGUAGUUAGAUGGAAGAAGCCUCUGACAGAUUUCAGGAACUUUUUAAGGAGGCAGGAAAAAUGAAGUGGUCGCAGAUUUAAUCAAGUAAAAUGUCUUUGAAAUUUAAAAUAAAUUAUAUUGUUAUUUUUCUUCCUCCA
Diceros bicornis minor is the source of this 2329-nucleotide messenger RNA. It is a transcript of the gene OPTN, whose product is annotated as optineurin. Gene Ontology annotation, molecular function: K63-linked polyubiquitin modification-dependent protein binding. The transcript is spliced from 14 exons. Bases 168 to 1892 code for a protein of 574 amino acids. Gene Ontology annotation, biological process: regulation of canonical NF-kappaB signal transduction; protein localization to Golgi apparatus; Golgi ribbon formation. The record is from RefSeq and is a predicted model, not a curated record. Gene Ontology annotation, cellular component: Golgi apparatus; nucleus; cytoplasm. Lineage: Eukaryota; Metazoa; Chordata; Mammalia; Perissodactyla; Rhinocerotidae.